AUGGAUCGUAUUGUGUGGGGGCUUUGCACCGCAUUGCAGCGGAAGGACGCUCGUUUCGUGAAUCCGUUUCACUAUGUGCAAAUCAUGGCGACACUCUCGCGGCUCCCACCAUACAUCCUGUCCCGCGCUCCUCGACCUAGGCGUCAGGCACUGCAAAACCUCGAGGCCCUCACCACGAUGGGCGCUGACGAAGCGGCAAGAAACACGGAGACGGUGGCGGCUGCAGCACCAGCAGCAGAAAAGCAGGAAACCUCAGAGCGGCGCUCUAUGAUCGUCGAUGGGAAGACUUCGCAUACAGCCGAGGAGAUGUGGGAGUACAUUAUUGCCAAGACGUGCAUAUUCAUUCCAAGCCUCACGUCGAGUCAGCGGUGCCGAGCGUGCCGUGGGCUGCGGCUGGCGGUGCUGAAGCGCGAGAGUGCUUUGGCCCGCAGCUCACGUGGUGAUGCCCGGCGCUCUGCGAGUAUGUCCCUGGCGGAAACACUGCUGCUGCCCAUGGCCCAUGAACUGUCGCGGUACCCGAAGGACUACGAGGCUGCCAUGUUCAGCCGCGCGCCCGAUGAGAAGGGCUAG
Trypanosoma grayi is the source of this 570-nucleotide messenger RNA. RefSeq lists its product as hypothetical. The transcript has a single exon. NCBI's taxonomy places the organism in Eukaryota, Euglenozoa, Kinetoplastea, Trypanosomatida, Trypanosomatidae. The record is from RefSeq and is a predicted model, not a curated record. Bases 1 to 570 code for a protein of 189 amino acids.